AUGCUGAAACUCCUCUCGUCCUCCUCCUCAUGCCUCCAGGCCAGAGUCCACGUUCAGGGGCAUCGUCGAACCUGCAUCAGACUCUGUUCCUUAAUUUCCAUCUCCACAAGUCCAAGCUCACAGCCCUUCAGCCUCCCAAUCAUUUCAGAGCUCAUAGCAAAGCAACAUUGGUCAGAGCUGAAAACCCACCUCAAAGACUCGAACUUUAUCGCGGUUCUUCACCAACUGUUUGAUGCAGGAACUGACCCAGUACUGAUACUCAGGUACUUUAGUUGGUCGCAGAAGAAUUUCAAUGUUACACACCCUCUUGAACUCACUUGUAGACUUUUGCAUUCCCUAGCAAAUGCAAAAAAAUACUCAAAGAUCAGAGCUUUCUUAGAUGGAUUUGUUAGAAACAAUGAAAAGCUUUCGAAUUCUUCAAUUUUUCACAUGCUUUCAAUGUGUGGCAACCAGUUCUGUGCAAAUUCUGUUAUAAUUGAUAUGUUGGUGCUGGCAUAUGUGAAAAAUAUGAAGACCCGUUUGGGUUUUGAAGCAUUUCAAAGAGCUGGUGAUUACGGGUUUAAGUUGUCAGUUUUGUCUUGUAACCCUUUGUUGAGUGCUUUGGUGAAGGAAAAUGAAAUUGGAUGUGUUGAAUAUGUGUACAAAGAGAUGGUUAGGAGGAGGAUAGAGGCUGAUUUGUUCACUUUCAGUAUUCUGAUUAAUGGUUUGUGUAAAGUUGGGAAAUUGAACAAGGCAAGGGAUGUUACUAAUGACAUGAAAGCUUGGGGGAUUUCACCAAAUGUGGUUACUUAUAAUACUCUUAUUGAUGGGUAUUGCAAAAAGGGUGGAUUGGGGAAGAUGCACAAAGCUGAUGCCAUUUUGAAGGAGAUGGUGGCAAAUAAUGUUCACCCGAAUGAGAUUACUUUUAAUAUUUUGAUUGAUGGGUUCUGUAAAGAUGAAAAUCUAGCUUCUGCGGUCAAGGUGUUUGAGGAAAUGAAGCAGGGUUUGAAACCGAAUGUGAUUACAUAUAAUUCUCUGAUUAAUGGGUUAUGCUGUAAUGGGAAGCUUGACGAGGCUUGUGGUUUGCAGGAUGAAAUGCUUGGCUUGGGUUUGAAGCCAAAUAUAGUUACCUACAACGCACUCAUAAAUGGGUUCUGCAAACGGAAGAUGAUGAAGGAAGCUAAAGAGUUGUUUGAUGACAUUAUGAAUGGAGGCCUGGUGCCCAAUGCUAUAACAUAUAAUACGCUAAUUGAUGCUUACUGUAAGCAUGGAAUGAUGGAAGAAGCAUACGCAUUGCAUAAUUCAAUGUUAGAGAGAAGGGUUUCCCCAAACACUUCGACAUUUAACUGCUGGAUUGCUUGUUUCUGUAGGCAGGGAAACAUGGAAUUAGCUAGGAAGUUCUUGCAUGAAAUGGAGGUUAAGGGCUUGAAAGCUGAUCCCAUAACGUAUAAUUUAUUAAUAGAUGCAUUGUGCAAAGAAGGGAAGUCAAGAAAGGCAGAAGGGCUCUUGAAUGAGAUGUUUAAAAAAGGUUUGAGUCCUAGCCACGUGACAUACAAUACUUUGAUGGAUGGCUAUUGCAGGGAAGGAAACCUGAAGGCAGCUUUGAAUGUGAGGUUACAGAUGGAGAAAGAAGGGAAGCGGGCAAAUAUAGUAACAUACAAUGUGUUGAUCAAGGGACAUUGUAUGAAGGGAAAGCUUAAAGUUGCAAAUGAACUUCUCAAUGAGAUGCUGGAGAAAGGUUUGGUCCCAAAUCGAACUACAUAUGAAAUAGUAAAAGAAGAAAUGAUGGAGAAAGGUUUUCUUCCUGAUAUAGAGGGACACCUGUAUAACAUCUCUAGCUUUUAA
Molecule: messenger RNA, 1824 nt
Organism: Prunus armeniaca (apricot)
Lineage: Eukaryota; Viridiplantae; Streptophyta; Magnoliopsida; Rosales; Rosaceae
Source: the annotation of a GenBank genome assembly